Leptosomus discolor (cuckoo roller) is the source of this 1153-nucleotide messenger RNA. NCBI's taxonomy places the organism in Eukaryota, Metazoa, Chordata, Aves, Leptosomiformes, Leptosomidae. The record is from RefSeq and is a predicted model, not a curated record.
ACAUCAGAACAAGAGACUAAAGGUCUUCCCAGCAAGAAGGGAAUUGUGCAGUCUAUAGUAGGUCAAGGCUACCACCGUAAGAUAGUCCUAGCAUCCCAGUCAAUACAGAAUGUUGUUUAUAAUGAUGGGCAGUCCUCAGCAAUACCUGUAGCCAGUAUGGAAUUUGCAGCGAUUUGUCUAAGAAAUGCCUUGUUGCUACUGCCAGAAGAUCAGCAGGAGCCAAAGCAGGAAAAUGGAUCUAAAACUAGUAAUCAGCUGGGGGGAAAUACAGAAAACAGUGAAAGCAGUGAAGCAUGCAGCAAUAAAAGUCAUGAAGGGGAUAAAUUCAUUGCAGCUCCACCUUCUUCGCCUUUGAAGAAACAGGAAUUAGAAAAUUUAAGGUGCUCAAUACUUGCGUGUAGUGCUUACGUGGCUCUGGCUUUGGGUGAUAACCUUAUGGCAUUGAAUCACGCAGAUAAACUUCUUCAGCAACCAAAGCUGUCAGGGUCUCUUAAGUUUCUUGGGCAUUUGUAUGCAGCAGAAGCUCUCAUCUCUCUAGACAGAAUAUCUGAUGCCAUCACUCACUUGAACCCCGAGAAUGUCACUGAUGUUUCCCUCGGGAUCUCUUCAAAUGAGCAGGAUCAAGGGUCUGAUAAAGGAGAGAAUGAGGCAAUGGAAUCUUCUGGCAAGCAGACCCCACAGUGUUACCCCAGUUCGGUCACAUCUGCGCGAACAAUGAUGUUGUUUAACCUUGGGAGUGCUUACUGUUUGAGGAGUGAAUAUGACAAAGCUCGAAAGUGUCUUCAUCAGGCUGCUUCGCUGAUCCACCCCAAAGAGAUCCCUCCAGAGGCGAUUCUGCUGGCUGUAUAUCUUGAAUUACAGAAUGGUAAUACACAGCUGGCACUGCAGAUCAUCAAGAGAAACCAGCUCCUCCCUUCUGUGAAAACACUCUCCGACAUGCGGAAGAAGCCCGUGUUUCAGCCAGUCCACUCAAUCCAGCCCAUUCAGAUGCCAGCUUUCACCACUGUUCAAAGGAAGUGAGGUUGUGCUUGAACCUGCUGCUUCUCUGCCCAUGAGGGCUUGGGAUUUUGUAUAUUUUUUUAACCUAGGACACCUGCAUACCCCAACUGCUGGAGUGUGUUCAUUUAUGUAAAUUUUUAAUAAAACAAGUAAA